Messenger RNA from Hypoxylon trugodes, 2120 nucleotides. Its product is annotated as dihydroxyacetone kinase. The coding region runs from base 251 to 2026 and encodes 591 amino acids. Gene Ontology annotation, biological process: glycerol catabolic process. Gene Ontology annotation, cellular component: cytosol. The record is from RefSeq and is a predicted model, not a curated record. Gene Ontology annotation, molecular function: ATP binding; glycerone kinase activity. The transcript has 3 exons. Lineage: Eukaryota; Fungi; Ascomycota; Sordariomycetes; Xylariales; Hypoxylaceae.
CCACGCACUUUACUUUGUCAUGCAUGGAUGUUCAAAGCCGAGCAAGUCAUCAUCCUGACCUAAUACCAAGCCGACUGGUGUUCGGGCCACUCAGGUCGAAGACGGCACCUCUUCUUGUUUGCUUGCUUGCUCAUUUUCUGUAUCUCCAAUAAUCUAUAUAUACUAGCCCGAGUCCAUUGAAACUAUUUUCAAUUCUUCACAUGUUCCACGUUCGCAUCAAGUGAAAUUCACGCAGCGCCCAUUCUACAAGAUGUCGGCAAAGCACUUCAUCAACGACCCCACCCUCUUAGUGAACUUGGCCCUCCAGAGCCUUACCUUUACUAACCCUUCCGUGGCCUUGGACGCUGAGAAUAAAAUUGUCUAUAGAAGACCUAGCGAUGAAACCUCUCAGGUUUCUAUUAUUAGCGGUGGUGGAAGUGGCCACGAGCCUAGUUUCGGUGCCUUUGUUGGAAAGGGCCUCCUCUCCGCAGCUGUUGCGGGGACUAUCUUCGCAUCGCCUAGCGCAGAGCAGAUUCGCAAGGCUAUAACUUCAAGAGUCGACACGGAUAAAGGCAUCCUAGUCACUGUCAUGAACUACACAGGCGAUGUCCUUAACUUCGGUAUGGGGGUUGAGAAGGCCAAAGCCGCCGGUCUCAACGUCGAGAUGCUUGUAGUCGGUGACGACGUCGGCGUCGGAAGGGAAAAGGGGGGCAAGGUGGGUCGUAGAGGAAUUGCAGGAACGGUACUAGUACACAAGAUCGCCGGCGCUCUCGCAGCUCAGGGGCGCAGUCUCGAAGAAGUCUACAAAGUUGCGAAACUCACUGCCGCCAAUCUGGUGAGCGUUGGUGCUAGUCUCGAGCAUGUUCACGUACCUGGGAGAGCAGCACCGGAUCCGAACUCCGCUGAAAGCCUUCAAGCUGAUGAAGUGGAGAUCGGCAUGGGUAUCCACAACGAGGCCGGCUCGGGGCGAGCGAAAGUUGAGCUUCCGGAGUUGGUGAGCACGAUGCUAUCGCAAUUAUUGGACCAAAACGACAAGGAUAGAGCUUUCCUCAACGUGAACUCCAAUGAAGUGGUCCUACUUGUGAACAAUCUCGGUGGCGUUAGUGUCCUCGAACUGGGCGGUAUCACUGCAGAAGUUGUGAAACAGCUAGGUUCUUGGGGUAUCCAGCCAGUCAGGAUCUUGAGUGGGACAUACAUGACGAGUUUGAAUGGAUUGGGAUUUAGCAUUUCACUACUAAAUGUGGUUAACACGGAUAUCGGCGGACCGAGCAUGAUCGAGCUCUUGGACUAUCCGUGCGAAGCGACCGGUUGGGCAGCACCGAUACAGAAGACUACUUGGGAAGCGAAGAACACCGCUGCCAGGGAAGGCGCCACGGGAUCUGACCAGAGCAUUAAGCCAAGUGGCCUCAAGGCUGAUGCAAGUGCAAUUAGCAAAUCUCUAACUGCUGGUCUACAAGCGCUUGUUGCGGUUGAGCCAGAAGUAACGAGGUAUGAUACUGUGGUUGGAGAUGGCGAUUGUGGAAUCGGCCUAAAGCGUGGUGCCGAGGCGGUUCUCAAACACUUAAAGGAGACUACCCUAACGGGUGAUGUCGUCAUCGAUGUCGCUCGUAUUGUCUCGGUUGUCGAAAUGGAAAUGGACGGCACUUCGGGUGCACUCUUUGCUAUUUUUCUUAAUGCUCUCGUACACUCGCUCCGAGUACUCUCGCCAGGCGAUGCUUCUCCACAGGUAUGGGCUGGUGCCCUUAAGCAGAGCUGCGACGCACUAUCAAGAUAUACACCUGCUAGACCAGGUGACCGAACUUUGGUAGAUGCCUUAUAUCCAUUCGUCGAUGCUCUGGGAAAGACUGGCGAUCUUAAGAAGGCAGCUGAGGCCUCGAAGAAGGGUGCAGAGGACACUAAGGGCAUGGUUCCUAGCUUAGGCCGAGCAGUUUAUGUUGGAGGCACUGGAUUUGAACAAGUACCCGACCCUGGUGCUUGGGGACUGGCAAGUUUCUUCUUAGGCUUGGCUGGGAUAAAAUCUGAUGAAGAGGGUUGGGAAGCUAUAUAAUCAGUAUUCACUCGCAAUCGUUUGUAAUGAUAAUCGGGGGCAACUAGGGAUCGAGAAAAUAUAAUCAGAUUUAAUAGUAUCUUUUUUUGGUUCA